AUCAGCACAGUAACAGUGUCCAUUAUGGGUGAUACUGAUGAAGAACACAAUUAUGACACCGACUCUACUGAAACAGAGUCUGAGCAGUUGAAUGACACUUCACAUUCAACUGAUGAAACACCUUCUCUCCAUGUAGACUUGGCUAGUUGGGCUACUGCUACAAACCAGACCCACAAGGCACUAAAUGAGCUUCUUUGUGUGCUCAGACGCCAUGGCCAUAGACUUCCCAAAGAUGCUAGAAGCCUUCUUGAUACUCCACAAGGAGUGCCAGUUCAUAAUAAAUGCAAUGGACAGUAUAUUUAUUAUGGUAUUGAGCGUUACCUUCUUGAACACAUUUCAAAAGAGACAAUGCCAGGACAAGUUGAAAUGUGCUUUAAUGUGGAUGGCGUGCCAUUGUUUAAAUCAAGUCAAAUGUGUUUCUGGCCCAUUCUUGGUCAAUUUCCGAACUGUCAGCCAUUUAUUGUAGCUCUGUAUUAUGGAUCCAGCAAGCCUGACCCUGUUGAGGAGUUUUUACAUGAUUUCUUAGAGGAGUUGCAACAACUCAUCCAAACUGGAGUUUCAUUCCAGAAUUUGGUUCACACCGUUACAGUGAAGGCGAUCAUCUGUGAUGCACAAGCCAGGUCAUUUCUAAAAUGUAUAAAAAGUCACAAUAGUCUUCAUGGAUGUGAGCGAUGUGUUGCAGUAGCACAAAUGAUCGAAAGGAGGGUAGUUUACUUGAUGAAGGGUACUUCUGAAGGAAGAACCGAUGAGGUAUUCAACCGAGCUGGAUACCCUGACCAUCAAAAACAAAUAUCACCUCUUGUUAGAGCUGGUAUUUUGUGUGUGAAACAGUUCCCCCUUGACUACAUGCACCUAGUAUGUCUUGGAGCCAUGAAAAGGCUGCUGACAUACUUGUGGCGUGGGCCAGUUAUCUGUCGACUGAGUAAGGCUCAGAGAGAACAGGUACAAAUGAACAUUAGUACGUUGAAACAAGCUUUGCCUGCAGAGUUUUCAAGGCAGCCAAGAAGCAUGGAAGACUUGGACAGGUGGAAAGCUACUGAGCUACGUCAGUUCAUGCUCUACACAGGACCCUUGAUCUUGAAAGAUGUGCUUUCUAAUGACCAGUACCACCACUUUCUUUGUCUGAGUGUUGGCAUGAGCAUUCUUUUGGAUGAAUCGGAUGAGAAGAGAGAGUCCUAUCUAGGAUAUGCACACAACAUUCUGGAGCAUUUUGUGGAUGGCUCUGUGGAUUUUUAUGGACCUACCUUUCCAACAUACAACAUUCAUUCCAUCAAACAUUUGUCAGACGAUGCUGCAAACUUCCACAGCUCCUUGAAUGAUAUUUCAUGUUUUCCGUUUGAGAACCACUUACAAGUUAUCAAAAAAUUGGUGAGAAGUGGCAAACAACCGCUAGUGCAAGUCACAAAAAGACUUGCUGAAAGACAAUGUACUGAAAGACAUGCCAGACGAUCUCAAAGUACAACAAAGCUAACAGCAAAGAUGCCUGACAACUGUGUGUUCCUUAUGGAUAAUGCAGUGGGAUUUAUUCAAGAGAAACGAAGCGAUGGAACACUAAGGAUGGAUGUGUUUAGGGAAACUGACUGUGACAGUCUCUUUGAAAAGCCAUGUAACUCAAAGCUCUUCAACAUUAUGCUUGUCAGCAGUGACUUGACAAUGGCAAAGCGAAUACUGAUAAACAGAGAAAGCAUCUACAAAAAGGCUGUGUGUCUUCCUUACAAACAAGGUUACGCUAUAUUGCCUCUGUUGCACAAACCAGAAUGACUAGACUUGGUAAUGGACAAUCGUGGCGAAGCAAAACGAACUAGAAAGAGGAAAAUCUUCACUGACUUUGUUAAUGACUUGGACCUUGAAAACGACAGUGACAUGACUGACAUUGAGUUAACCCAGCUUAGUCAAAGUCUUCUGCCAGUAAAAAAACGUAAAACAGAACCUAAUCCAAAAAUAAAUAAACAAGAUGUUAAAAGGACUGUGUCCUAUCCAGAUCCUCCUCCAAAAUAUAAACAUCCAAAUCCCAAGCCAGGUCAACACAAACCAAAUGAAGCUGUUGCAAAUUCUACAAACCAUAAAAAAAAAGAAG
Molecule: messenger RNA, 2077 nt
Organism: Carassius gibelio (silver crucian carp)
Lineage: Eukaryota; Metazoa; Chordata; Actinopteri; Cypriniformes; Cyprinidae
Exons: 5
Coding region: 25-1761 (578 amino acids)
Source: RefSeq, a predicted model, not a curated record